CAUUCAGCGUGGUUGGAAGCAGCCUCUUACGACCGUGCAGUUGCUACCGGAUAUUAUUGGAACUACGACUUUCUCUCUAAUUGCCUGACAGGAUUGAGAUGUUACAUUUUAGGUUUUCGUCAGUGCUGAAGGAGUUGUUUCAAACCACCCUCAAGCGUCCCUUGUCCGGCUCUAGACAGAAGACCUGGUUACCGACCCGCCACUGCUGCUUCGGCGCCGCCUCCGUUGAUGCCAGAGCUGUCUCUCCUCAGCUGAAGCUCCUCCAUGCCGCUCCGCACCGCCCGGCGCUCCGCACCGCGCCCUGUGCCGCCCCGCUUCGCUCCUACUGCACAAAGACUGAAGGAGCAGUGGAGCUGGAUGAACAGCUGAAGAAGGAUGGUCUCAGCAGUGAAGCAGCCGGUGACAAAAGAAGAAAUGCCGGCAUUCUCCCCAGUUUGGAGGACCUGCUCUUCUACACAGUGGCAGAAGGUCAAGAGACAAUUCCUGCUCAUAAAUUUCUCACAGCACUUAAAGGCACUGGGCUUCGCACCGGAGACCCCAGACUGAAGGAAUGCAUGGACACCCUCAAAGAGACUCUAAAGAACACCACAGAUGGGGUUACGCUGGACAGGCACCUAUUCAAGAAGUGUGUCCAGAGCAACAUUGUCCUGCUCACUCAGGCCUUCCGCAAGAAGUUCGUCAUCCCAGACUUCCAGUCCUUCACCUCCCAUAUUGAUGAGCUGUAUGAGAGUGCCAAAAAUCUCUCUGGAGGACAGGUUGCAGACUACAUUCCUCAGCUUGCCAAAUUCAGCCCUGACCUGUGGGCCGUCUCCCUGUGCACAGUGGAUGGACAGAGACAUACAGUAGGAGACACUAAGGUCCCCUUCUGUCUGCAGUCGUGUGUCAAGCCCCUGAAGUAUGCUGUUGCUGUUCAUGACCACAGCACAGAGUAUGUGCACAGUUUCAUCGGGAAGGAGCCCAGUGGCCUGCGCUUUAAUAAGCUCUUCCUGGAUGAGGAUGAUAAGCCCCACAACCCCAUGGUGAAUGCUGGCGCUAUAGUUUGUACCUCACUGAUACAGCAAGGUGCAAGCAACGCAGAGAGAUUUGAUUAUGUCAUGAACUUUCUGAAAGACAUGGCAGGAAACGAGUACGUGGGUUUCAGCAAUGCCACAUUCCAGUCAGAGCGUGAGUCAGGAGACAGGAACUUUGCCAUCGGCUACUACCUGAAAGAAAAAAAGUGUUUCCCAGAGGGGACAGACAUGACAUCUGUACUGGACUUCUACUUUCAACUUUGUUCCAUUGAGGUGACCUGCGAGAGCGCCAGUGUCAUGGCAGCCACCCUGGCUAACGGCGGCAUCUGCCCAAUCACAGGCGAGCGUGUGCUGAGCCCCGAGGCGGUGAGGAACACCUUGAGUCUGAUGCACUCCUGUGGCAUGUACGACUUCUCAGGACAGUUUGCUUUCCACGUCGGUCUGCCAGCCAAGUCUGGAGUAUCGGGAGGGAUCCUGCUGGUCGUACCAAACGUGAUGGGUAUUAUGUGCUGGUCACCACCACUAGACAAGCUGGGCAACUCAGUCAGAGGAAUACAGUUUUGCACGGACCUUGUGGAGCUUUUCAACUUUCACAACUACGACAACUUGAGACACUUUGCCAAGAAGCACGACCCUCGCAGAGAAGGAGGGGACCAGCGGCAAUUCUCCUUCGGACCCAUGGAUUACGAGAGCCUCCAGCAAGAGCUAGCUCUGAAAGCCCCUCUUUGGAAAAAGGUGUCCCCCACUGAGUCGCACCAGGACAGCUCCACCACUGUAGUUUAUAGAAUGGACAAUGUCGCCAAGUGAAAAUUGCGGGGGGGGGGGGGACCCACCGAUCUCCCACACCCCCACCACCUCGGCUGAUCUCUCUCCCCACCUCUCACAAAGACACCACCUCCUCACCCUCGAAUAUUUAAAUCUAAAUUAUGUAGAGGAUUAUUUAUUGCUUGUGAAGCGGUUACUGUGUGGCUGGGAAGCUUCUGUUGUUUUUGUUUGUGAUGGAAAAAUGGGAAGAGUUACUGCUUGUUAGUUUUGCUCUGAAUUUCAAAUGAACUCUAAAGGCCAAAACACACCGCUGCUGAACGGCGCUUCAAAACAGCCGCCCCGCUUAUAUUCCAUCUACAACCCCACACUGUGUUUGGCAAGGAGUACGUUGGUGCUUGUGGACAUGUCGCCCUGCAACACACCCUCGCUGCUCCUAAAAAAAACCCACACUUUUUCCUCACUCACUCCCUGCUUGUACGUCCUGGCUUUCGUAGCAGCACUACGUCUCGCCUCACCAUGAAUGUAGAAAGAAACUCUCACCUUUUGCUUUCCCAAAUGUGUGUUGAAGAUUAUGCUGCCUUCAUGUCAUCCUUGUAAAUAUGGAUUUUCUGUAUUUAUGAGUUACAAGCACAUGAACGACCCUCCAAAGUCAUGAUUGUGAAUGGGAAAGUGGAAAAUUUCGAUUAUACCUGAGUUGCUGAGCUGUGACGUUUGCAGGAUGUUUCAGGGCAGCAGAUGGCGGAAAGCAUGCAAACAGUGUCAACAAUUGUCAGUAAAAAACAUUACUUAUGUCCUUUUUUGUUCCUAGUAGCUAUUAUUUACUUUAAGUAGUUGCACAUCUUAGUAUAUGCAUCUAUUAGCUGUACGUAUUAGCAAGCAAAUUUUUAACUUUAAAGCAUACCAGGCAAGUAUUUGCAAGCAUUUUAAACUUGCUCUUUAAAGCAGCUGAUUUAUGUUGCAAUUACCUCUGCAACACCUUAAGCCCUUAUUCACUGAGACAACAUAAAGCUAGUUUGCUAAGCAUAUAAGCUUAUAAAUAAACAAAUUAAAAAGUCAGCAACAUUCUUGAUGUGAAUUCCAUGUGCUUUGUUCCUUCGCCAAAGCACAAGGGAGCUCUGUGCUGCUUGCUUUUGCUAAAACAUCAGCUACAAAAAAACAACGUCUUUACUUCUAGUGUCCAUGUUUGUAGCUUUAUUUCUGACAAGUGCACUUGAAUGCCACUAUGUCGUAAUUACAACUGUGUGCAACUGGGAAGUACAAUAUUUCAGAGGAUCACGUGAGAACAGCAUUAGUAGUUGUUGAGGUUGACUAAUGCGUGACCCACAAUCCCAUCAUUACAAAGAUAGUAGCAGAACUGAUAUUGCCUGGUGAGCCAUAGCUCUGGAGAUUCAGGUGAUUAAUCAAAUUUUAUCAGCGGGUGUCCACACAUGAUUUUAAGCUAAUGGCUUCAGAUCUUUUAGUAAAAGUAGUUGGGUCUUUGAUGAGCUGCAGAGCGAUGCAACUGUUGUUGCUACAGGCGGCACUCGACUAGCGUCAUACGACAUGGCGCCACAGCAGCAGUGUUUUUUCAGCUUAAGCUUCCUCCUGCUUCUUGCCCCAGUGUGUGUGUGUGUGUGUGUGUGUGUGUGUGUGUAGGAUCUGGUGUACAGUAAACAGGCUGUGAGCUUGUUUCAUCUCACCCCCUUUAUUGCAAUAUGUUUCUAUGACAAAAAUGUAAGCUAAGGGUUGAUUUGAAAUUCAGUUUUAUUUUAACCAAAAGAUAUGUGUAUGAGUGUUUUUGCAUGUGUAGAGCUUUAGCUCAGAGCUGCAGACCAACAGUCUUAAACUCUACAUUCAGACUACUUUCCAGUGACGAUUGCUUACUGUGGCGCACACUGAGGCCUUAGACUCUGGUGAUUGUAGCACAUCAAUACAGAUGCUAGAAGUGCCGUAAUACGAUGAAAAUAGAUCAUUGAUGGAGAGUUUUAGGUCAAAGGAGUCGGCUGUGAAUGCCUGGGCUGGAGUGCAGCAGUGUUAUGAUGUAGCUUCUUAAAAAAUUAGCUGUGAAUUCUGAAGGGAUUUAAAUAUGCAGGUAUUUUGCUUUUUCAAUCUUCAUGUUUGACCUUGAAAGGAAAAAUCAACCCCAAAACUGAAAGCUCGUCUGAGCUACUGUCAUGAUGAGUUUCUCAGCCUUCUGGUCAGGACACAGUCGAGGAGCCACAGAGCUGAUUACACACAGUUAGUCUCUGAUCCUCUUUGGAAGUUUAUUUCCUAAGUAGAUUUUUUUCUGCACAACUUACAAGAACCUCUACCAUUUCUCUGUAGAUGGUUAAAUGCUAAAAGACAUUACACUCACUUACAGAUGUCUGAAGUGGAAUAAUUGCAGACAUUUGUGAAAUGAGGUUCCCUGGAGCCCUCUAUUGUAGACACUUCAUUAGCUGUAAUUACUCUUGAUGGUUAACUUUCAUUUUAAUGACUUUGAAUUAUAGCAUGUCUGCCUCCCUUUAUAUCUUUUAAAAAAUAAUGUGCAAAAAAGACCAUGACUUGACAGCUGAGAAACAUGGCUCUGAAAUGAUGACAUAAUGUAAAGAGAAAAAGGACUUCAAAUUGACUUGAACCUGUUGGUGUUUUCACCUGAGCCAGUUGAGGCUGAUUUUUCAGAUGACAAUGUGGGUGUGGAAAAAGAGGCUUGCUCAGGAGAGAGGUGAGAUGGCUAAAACAACAUGCUGAUUUCAUUUCUGCUCAUGGGGACUUUUGCUUCUCUUGAUUGUCCUUAUUCACCUGGACCAGUUGCAUCAUUCUGAGCUGCUGUUGAGUUUAGAUGUGUGUGUGUGGCUGGCUGCCAUGUUGGUCAAGGUUAGUGAGUAUACUCAAUGUGACACAGGCAGAAGGGUGGCGUGUGUUUAUUGCUGCAACCUCAAGUUAAAGCCCCUCGUAGCCUCCAUGCGUCUGAGUUGUCAUAUAGCCUGUAAAGGCAGAAUGAGAAGGAUUUGUUGGUUUCAGUGUGUAAACACACACAACAUCCAAAGCCGGCCCCUCCGACACAACUCAAAUGCUCUUCUUGCUCUGAUCAUUUUGAUGAAGUCUCGCUCUCACAUCCUGCUCACUGUUACUGGCUGGAGGCCACACACCACUGUCCAAAGGUCGCUGCCCAGUAACUUCCCAAAAACAGCAAAAUAAGAAAAUACAGGUAGAGAGCAAUGUCUCUGCAGAUACAGACACCAACACACACUUCCAGUGGAUCAUAAGUGAUGAUUGAGAGAUUUUACUUUUAUAUGAGACUGUAAAUUUGGGAUGUAAGUUUUGGUUAAUUCUGCUUUUUAAAGGUAAUUAACUGGUUAAUUUUUAAGAGGAAAAAAAGACAUAAAAACAAAAAAGCUUAUCCUUUAAGUCUGGCGCCCCACUGACUCAGUGGGCAUAGCAUUGCAUCUUUUAUCCAUUUUGAAGUGGUAAAAUUUUAAUGAUGAAAAUGCCUUGACAUUUAUUUUAUUUUCUGUUGGCUUUGUUGUCAGACCGCAGGCCGGCGGCUUUAGCAUGUGAAAACUUUACCGUGGCCCAGCCUCCAGUCUCCUCAACCUCUCUGCACUGUACGUCACCCAGGUGCUGUGAGAGCUAACAUUACCGAGCUAGGGGCAACGCUUAUUUGCUGAUCAACCAAUUACGUAGAACCUGUGACAGAAGCCCCCAGGAUGUGCUCCAGGCUUUGAAGCAAAUUUUAUAUAGUGGCCAAAAGUGGAAUUACACUGUCCGGGUCUGUCACGUGAUGCCAUGGGGCCC
This is a messenger RNA of Plectropomus leopardus (leopard coralgrouper), 5531 nucleotides long. It is a transcript of the gene glsb, whose product is annotated as glutaminase b. The record is from RefSeq and is a predicted model, not a curated record. Lineage: Eukaryota; Metazoa; Chordata; Actinopteri; Perciformes; Serranidae. Gene Ontology annotation, molecular function: glutaminase activity; protein binding. Gene Ontology annotation, biological process: L-glutamine catabolic process.